AUGUUAUUUCAACCAAUGUUUAACAAUCAAAAUAAUAAUACUAUAAGUGAUAAUCAUAUUAUCAAAAGCACAUUAAAUUAUAACACACAUUGUUUUAAUUCUCAAUUGAAGAGUUUCACCGAUCAAAAUAGCUCAAUAACUUCUGAUAUAAAAUUAUCUUCUACAAAUCACUAUGCAUCUACACCAAUCGACUGUGAUAUGAAUAGAACAGACGAUUUCUUCAUUAGGAAGUCAUCACCAUCAUCAUCUCCUGUAACGAAUAAAUAUGAUAUUGAUGAAAUUCUGAAUAAAUCUUCAUGGAAUACAUUCCAGUCUAGUUUAAAUGGUUUGAUAACUUCUACUAUUUCUACUACUAGUGCUACUACUACUGCUACUAAUACUACUAAUAACAAUCCUAACACAUUGUUCAAUGAAACAAGUACAUCAGCAACAGAUUUCAUUAAUUCUCUGAAGAAUUUCACAAAUGAAAACAUAACCUCACCUCAAAUCACUUAUGAAAAUGUAAUUGGCCAAAUGUUAUUAUCAUCCGCAUCAUCAAAGUCAGCAAUCACAACAUCAACUGUACCAUUGACAAAACAAAGUUAUCAUCAACAUUCAAUAUUGGAAGAUUAUUUUUUGAAUAAUUUCAAUUCAUCAGAUAUUAUUUCAUUGUACUGGUUACCACAUUUAAAUCAUAUUUUUAAUAUGUAUACUUCUUCAUUGAUCAAUCCAUCUCAAAUGACACAUUUUAAUCAAACAACUAUUGGUUGGCGUCUAUGGCGAAGUUUCCUAAGAUAUUUUACAUUGAAUGAAAAUGAUUCUAAACAAUUUGAUGACAGCAGCACAUCAAGUUUUUCUCUACCUACUACUCCUAUGCCAUUACCAUUGAACACUGUGAACUAUUUCAGUUCAAUCUAUUUAUACAAUUGGAAUCAGUUAAUGAAUUUAUCAUCUUCAUUGAAUCAAAAUGUUACAUCAAUUCAAACAACACCAUUAAAUCUUGCAAUGAAAUUGAAUUCAUCUGAUUGUAACACUACGACGUCUACUACAAGUAUUACUACUAAUACUAUUAUUACUACUAAUAAUACUACUACUACUACAAAUACUUCCUCUGAUUCUAAACUAAAUAAUUCUCAAAAAGUGUUCAGCACAGAAUCGCAUAGAACAAAGCAUUCACUUAAGGCAUAUGAAUUGACAAAUGAAAUGAAAACUAUUUUCACAGGAUUAAAAACUACACCUACUACAUCGACAUCGUCAUCGAAUAAUAAAAAAUCAAUUUAUAAAUGUUCACACUGUGGUCGAGGAUUCAGUAAAGCAUACAACAGGACAAUACAUGAACGUACACAUACAGAUGAACGUCCAUUCGGUUGUAAUGUUUGCUCAAGACGAUUUAGACGAAAAGAUCAUCUAAGAGAUCACAGUUACACUCAUUUAACAUUGAAACCAUUUUCAUGUUCAAUAUGUCAUCGAGGAUUUUGUCAAUCACGUUCAUUGGAAAAUCAUAAACGUUCAAAUCAUCCAAUUAAGAAAGAUGAAUUCAGCGCAAAAAUAAAUUGUAACAGUUUACCUCCAUCAUCGAACUACACACCAACUAAUAUUAUUCCUAUGGAUAGUAAUAAUAUUACUAGUAUUAAUGCUCUUUCUACAAAUUGUGAUUUAAUCAAUGUGAUGAGGAAUAAUAAUAUUAAGGCAGAAUAA
This is a messenger RNA of Schistosoma turkestanicum, 1677 nucleotides long. NCBI's taxonomy places the organism in Eukaryota, Metazoa, Platyhelminthes, Trematoda, Strigeidida, Schistosomatidae. The record is from the annotation of a GenBank genome assembly.